AAUAACAGCCGAUAACGGGGUCUGAACGGGGCUUUUAUAAAUGGACCGCGUCUGACGUGAGCACCCGACGGACCCGCGGCUGCUGUUUUAAAAGAUGCGCGUGUAUUUCACCGGUUUAUUUUCUUACAUUUCCAGUUUUGUCAGACUGCUUCCUGCGUGCCCCAUCAAAACGAGGGGGUUGAAGAAAUGCAGCUAAUAACUCAGCUAGCAUGCUAAUCUGCCCUAUAUUUUAAUAUUCAACUACAUCGCUUUAGACUCCGCUGAACUAACUCUUGCUUCAUUACAUCUACUCUCAGAAAUGCUUCUGAGUUACGGUGCUGUGUUUUGUGUUGUAUAUAUUUUUAUUUCGAUAGCUCACACUUGGAAUACUGCUAUAAAGUUUUAAUAGCCAUUUACCUAAGCCCUGCCUUAGGUGUAAUGAGAAGUAUUAUUGUUUUAUAGACUUAAUUAGCUAGUUUGUCGGCUGCACCGGGUUGUUUGUUAACUUGUGUCAGUCUUUGUUGUUAGGACAUAAGCUAGCUCGUUAGCAGGGUUGGUAGUUGUGUUCAGGGCAGUGUGUCCAGGCCUCGCGGCUGUACUGUACUGACAGGAGAGAUGACAACAAAAGAUUAGCUUGCUCCCUUGCUAGCUCGCUAACCUCCGACGUUUAUUGCUGUCACGGCGGCUAACUCUUUAUUUGAUAAUAUAUCAGCGGCUGAGCCUCAGAGUUGGUAUGCAUUUAGCAAUUAUAUUUUAUUUGCCAAAUUUCCUGUUUGGCAGAACAUCCUGUCUUGCUGUUUCACCACCAGCCUAAAAGGGUUUAUCAGCAGUUAGCUUACAAUAGGGUAUUAUUUGUGUUUAGGUAAUACUGUUACUUAUAUUGCAUGUGUAGCAGCUUGCUUAUAAGUUUUACAAUAGAGAAAGGGGAACUUUUCAUAAGCAAUGGUAAAGCUGCCUAUAAACACCUGCAAACAAACUUUCAGAAGGUUUCAUCAUUGUUCCUUAAAUUCACACAGUACAGUAAAUCCAAGUGUUUGCUGAUAUUCAAAGUGCAUUGUCUUAGUGUGCAACCCCGAAAGUCCUGUGAAGGGGUUCUCAGUGACACCCUGCAAUGUCAGAGACUCUGAUAACGGGCCACACAUCGGAGGAUCUGUUGGCUGACUUUGAGACACUGCUGAACUCUGGGAGUAUUAACCUGGGUGAGGACCACCAGAUAGUGAUCAUCACCAGCCCCAGCAAUGAGGGACUCCACCCGGGCGCUGCCCCCACCAGCACAGGGGAAAUCCUGCUGUUUGCCACGCCGCAGGGCCCUGUUGAUGUUGGGAUCCAGGACAAGAGACGACCAGCUCUGGGAAGACCUCCGGUAAAGAGGAAGUUGGACCUGGAUAGUGACCAUCAGUAUGUCAGCACCACACGACCAUCCAUAGGCCAAGCACCACCCUCCACACCUGCCCCUCCCAGAGUUCCUCGAACCACGACGGAGAAGUCGCGCUACGACACUUCGUUGAACCUGACCACCAAGCGCUUCCUGAACCUGUUGUCCCAGUCGGCUGACGGCGUGGUGGAUCUGAACUGGGCCUCGCAGGUCCUGGACGUCCAGAAGAGACGCAUCUACGACAUAACCAACGUCCUGGAGGGAAUCCAGCUCAUCUCCAAGAAGUCCAAGAACAACAUCCAGUGGCUUGGUAAUCGAGUUGAUGCGGCAUUGGUUUCCCGCCAUAAGGAGUUGCAGAGGGAGGUGUGCGACCUCACAGAAGCUGAGGAGCAGCUGGACGAGCUCAUUUCCAAAUGCAACCUACAGCUCCGACUGCUCACAGAGGAACCACAUAACAAGAAAUUGGGCUAUGUGCGCUGCCAGGACUUAAAGAAGUCAUUUGAUUCCCCGGACCAGCUGGUCAUGGUGAUCAGAGCUCCACCAGAGACCCAGAUGCAAGUUUCAGAACCCAGCAAGGGUUACCAGGUGUCGCUGAAGAGCACGCGGGGUCCAAUCGACGUCUUCCUCUGUCCAGAAGACAGCUCUGGCGUCUGCAGCCCUGUGACAGGAAGUAGUCCCUCCAAACCCAAUGCCGACCCAUCACUGGUCCCGCCUCUCUCACAACCCACGGACCAAUCACAAGCCAGAACAUCCACAAUCGCCCUGGAAGUGGGUUUAUCAUCUCCAGCGUCUACGUCAUCCACAGUAACGGCAGCCUCCCAGCAGGACCCCUCAUCACUGGUGUUAGGUGGUGACUCAGAAUCGCUCCUGGGUGGCGACCCGUUCUCCAGCCUCGGAGACAUGCCCGACUUUGACCUCUCACCCCUCUCCUCCUCGGACUUCCUGAAUGGAGAUGGCCUGCCUCUCCCAUUGGACGGUUUCAUCAAUCUGUCCCCCCCCCACAGUCACGACUACCACUUUGGAUUGGAGGACAACGAAGGCAUCAGUGAACUGUUUGAUUGUGACUUUGGUGACUUGUCGCAGGUUUUGGGGGACAGUUAGAUGAAGAAGACGACGAAGAGAGGAGGAGCAUUUGGGCUUCUAGAUUUCGGACUGUUCCUCUGUUCCUUGAGGCUUCUACACGAGGGCUGCCAACCGACAUUUUAUUGGCAAAUCUUUGUCAAAAACCCAAACUCAAUGUUUUAAUUGUGCGGGGAAAUAUUUUUUGUAGUAAUUGCCUGUGCUCCCCAAAAUACCCCAACUACAAAAUCUCAGUCCCCAAAAUUGUACAGCACAUUACUUGUUUUUGGCCAUUUAAAUUUUAGACCAAGAAUUUGGCUUUAGUAUAGCUAUUUAAAUUAUUUAUGCGAAUGUUAUUUUGAUUUUCUUUUGUUAUUGAUAAUGUUUAAUCCAAGUGGAUUGUGCAGGUGUUUGUGUGUGGAGUAUAGACUCAUAGGGCUGGUUUCCUUAACACUGAUGAGCUUACAUGCUAAGUAAUAAUAAUAAUACUAUUAUCACCUUAAUAAUAAUAAUAAUACUUAAUAUUCAUAAGGCUGUAUAAUAAGCAGCAUCAUGAGAGGUGCAUGUUCAGUGCUGGGCUGUCCAAAAGCGUCUCGGAGCUUUGAUGCAGUUUCACAUUCUCAAUAUUUGUUUCCACAAUGAUAGAGAUCAUUAUAAGCACACUAAAGGCUUCUUUAGUAAUAAUUAGUUUGAUCUACAACACUGGAAUCCUGACAGACUGGCUUCUCUAAUGUAAUGUCUGACCGAGACACUCGAGGUAUCAUUGCUCCAAUUUAAAGGAAUUCUUGACCCCCAAAAA
This is a messenger RNA of Cottoperca gobio, 3212 nucleotides long. RefSeq names its product E2F transcription factor 1 (gene e2f1). Lineage: Eukaryota; Metazoa; Chordata; Actinopteri; Perciformes; Bovichtidae. The transcript has 7 exons. Gene Ontology annotation, cellular component: Rb-E2F complex. Gene Ontology annotation, molecular function: protein dimerization activity; DNA-binding transcription factor activity, RNA polymerase II-specific; RNA polymerase II cis-regulatory region sequence-specific DNA binding. Gene Ontology annotation, biological process: regulation of transcription by RNA polymerase II. The coding region runs from base 1091 to 2455 and encodes 454 amino acids. The record is from RefSeq and is a predicted model, not a curated record.